Messenger RNA from Dictyostelium discoideum AX4, 165 nucleotides. RefSeq lists its product as hypothetical. The record is from RefSeq and is a predicted model, not a curated record. The transcript is spliced from 2 exons. The coding region runs from base 1 to 165 and encodes 54 amino acids. NCBI's taxonomy places the organism in Eukaryota, Evosea, Eumycetozoa, Dictyosteliales, Dictyosteliaceae. Gene Ontology annotation, cellular component: respiratory chain complex I; mitochondrial inner membrane.
AUGGCAGGAGGUCAUCACGCACCAUUUCACGUUUCAAAAGUACACAAACUCCUUUCAGUUGGUUUAGGUACAACUGUUUGGUUCUGGGUUUUCUACAGAGCAAAACAAGAUUGGAGAACUUUCGUUGGUGUAAAUUAUCCAUGGGAUCAUAUUGAAAAACAUUAA